This is a messenger RNA of Musca domestica (house fly), 692 nucleotides long. RefSeq names its product arginase-1-like. Bases 100 to 657 code for a protein of 185 amino acids. The record is from RefSeq and is a predicted model, not a curated record. The transcript is spliced from 3 exons. Gene Ontology annotation, molecular function: manganese ion binding; arginase activity. NCBI's taxonomy places the organism in Eukaryota, Metazoa, Arthropoda, Insecta, Diptera, Muscidae. Gene Ontology annotation, cellular component: cytosol; cytoplasm; nucleus.
AGGCUGGACCGCGUUUUUUCUGGAUUAUUGAUUGGCUUGGUUUUAGUUGUCAAAGAGCAUUGCAAAAGUAAAGACGUUGGAGGAGAACUUCUGAACAAAAUGUUGAAAACAAUAUUUCGCCAGUUUUCAUCUUCGGCAGCGACAAAAACAAAACUGGGUAUUUUGGGUGUACCCUUUAGUAAGGGCCAAAGCAAGGGUGGCGUAGAACAGGCACCCGACUUUCUAAGGCAAAAUGGUUUGGUAUCCAUGCUGCAGGAGUCCUCAAGGGGAAAUUUAGCAAUUACCGAUUAUGGCAACUUAAGCUACGAAUUGAUUGAUGAUCAAAACACACCGCCACACUAUAAAAACAUGAAAAAUUACAAUACAUUUAUGAGCUGCAAUAAAUCCCUGAUUACCAAAAUCCCCGAAAUACUCAAGGAACAAGAUCAGUUCUUGUGUCUGGGCGGUGAUCAUGCCAUUGGUUUUGGUUCAGUGGCAGGCCAUUUAAUGCAUAGUCCAAAUCUAUCCUUGGUCUGGGUAGAUGCCCAUGCCGAUAUUAAUCUGCAUUCCACCAGCAAUUCGGGCAACAUUCACGGUAUGCCAGUAUCAUUUUUGCUAGAAGAAUUAAGAGACUUUUGGAAACAUGCCCAUUUGGAUGAUAUAUCACCAAAUUGGUAAGUUAUUGUUUUUUAUUGUUUUUAUUAAUUAUUUAU